Fusarium vanettenii 77-13-4 is the source of this 1812-nucleotide messenger RNA. RefSeq lists its product as uncharacterized. NCBI's taxonomy places the organism in Eukaryota, Fungi, Ascomycota, Sordariomycetes, Hypocreales, Nectriaceae. The transcript is spliced from 4 exons. The record is from RefSeq and is a predicted model, not a curated record. Bases 1 to 1812 code for a protein of 603 amino acids.
AUGAGCGAGUCAACGAAGCGACGACAUCAGGCUCGCGAGAGCCCCAGAAAGAGACGCCGUGAUCGAAAUCACCAACCUGACCCCGGUUUUGAGAGAGAGAACGACACCUCCAGCACCGGCUCCCCGUCCCUCGUCCCGACGAAGAAAGGCCCAGGGCGCCCCAGGGCUGCUCGCGCCGGCUUACUCGACAGAGAUGCACUGAAAGCGACACGUGACUAUCUCGAAAACGAAAGGCCACCGGUGCGAGAUGAAGACCUUGACGAAAUCAUUGGGCCCUUAGCACCCCCUCUGAGCGACUCGUGGACCCAACUGGAUGAGGCGAGGAUGAUGAUCGUAUGGAAUGCGUCGCCCGAGAAGGCGGCAUACGCAUGCAUCACUGGGCAGGGAGGGGUGGUGACGGCACUGUGGAAAGUUUGCUUACGACUAUUCAGACGUCCACCCAUCGACAUCAUUUCGCCGUUGCACAAUCUUCGAUAUCAGCCCUUGAUUGGGCCCUACCAGCCUGGGACAUGGUCCCGAGAAUUCUGCAAUCUUCUUACGCCCCUGCUCACACAUCCGAUAUGGCAAGGCUCCCCUGAGCGACUAGCCAUGGCGCUGCAGUAUUCCGUCAUCUGUCGGACUGACGACCGUCGCCCCUGGAGCCCUCAGCCCUUAUGCCCCGCGCUAAUCAAUUUGAGAGAUUCCAUGGACAAGGCCGAUGGUUCGGAGCUGUCACGAUCUGUCCACCAUAUGCACAAAAAUGCACGGUCAUUGGCCAUCCGGAAUGAUGGCGAGCCUUCCCAGAUGUCCAACCUCCUCGUCCGCAUCCACAAGACGGUAAAAAACUCCAGCUCUGAGAGAAUCCCGGAACGCGAAACCUCUUACCAAGGCUUCGGGGUUUAUGCCAUCAACAACCACGAUUUGCGAGUCGUCAAAACGGCCAUCGACAAAGAAUUAUCACCCACCAUUGACGAGGCCUAUGAACUGUUCAAGGCAGAAAAGGGUGGUGGUUUGGAUCUUCCCAAGGCGAGCCAGCUUCGGGAAUUCCACGAGCGUGCAGGCCGGCGUCACCUGCGUCUCAUGGCAAUAAAGCAACGGGACCGGGGUGCGGACAUGGAGCUAGAGGCAACAGGGCUUGGAGUUGAUGCUGAGUUGGAUGUGUCUGGUUGUGAAGAAGACCCGAUUGUCAUCCCCGGUGAUGAGUAUAGCGAUGCCACGUCUGUUUCUGUUGCGACACGCGUCGCUCGCCACCGUCCUCGAAGCCCAACCCGCCCUCCCGUGCCGAAAGAUGCAUCAGCUAUGCCCGACACACCGACUGCGAGGGUAUCGGAUGAUUUGCAAGGGAUCGUGGAGACCAUUUGUGGUUUCAUUGAUCGCCGAUUUGAUCAACUUGAGCGCCGACUUGACCAGCUUCGUGCAGACCUAACUGCCUCUAUGGAGGCUCAAACAGAGGUUCUAGAAGGCAUGACAGACGAGAUGGCGACCAUGGCCAGUGGUAUCAGAGGCAUGUACGAGCAAUCACGCGCGCUUAACGACCGAAACGAGGCCUCCAAUAGUACACCGACCCAAGCUGAUGUCCAGCGUCACAGCCUGUGCCCGGAAGUGUCACAAGGAGCGGACCAUGAGGCUGCACGGAACCGAACCUUUAACCCCAUGCCCAACGCGCAGAGAGUUGAGAGACGGGACAGGGACCCAGCGCAAUUCGGUGACCGGCAUCCCAGAAGCCCAGCUACACUCCAAGAUGGCAAAUUGCGGCUCAACAAUGUGCCUCCGGGCUGGAUGCCCCUCUGGCAGGAAUCUCAACGGCACUGUGAGGGCAAGAAUCGCUCUUGA